GCUCCGCACUUUCAGAGUUGUCUACCUGCCCAGCUCGCCAUUCACUAACAAACUGUGGACUUGUGGGGGAUAGAACACAUUACACAUUCACACAGUAGCCGUAAGACUUUCUUUUUUACAACCAUGCCAGGUACAGUCAAACACCGUCACGAGUUCAGCGCCGGAGCAGCCGCGGAGAAACUGAGGAAUGCGAUGAAAGGUUUCGGUACUGACGAAGACACAAUUAUAAACGUUCUGGGAAACCACACGUGUCAACAGAGGCUUGAAAUCGUCAAGGCUUACAAGACUGCUUACGGCAAGGACCUUCUGGACGAUCUGAAGUCUGAGCUGAGGGGGGACUUUGAAGAAGUCUGUUUAGCCUUGUUGACUCCCCUGAGGAAAUUAGACGCUGAGCAGCUUCAUCAGGCUGUCUCUGGCGCUGGCACGGAUGAGACAACCAUCAUCGAAGUACUGGCCACCAAAACCAAUGCAGAGAUCGAGGAAAUCAAGGCCGUCUAUAAGAAAGAGUAUGAAAAAAAUCUGGAGGACGACCUGUGUGGCGACACUUCCGGCUACUUCCGACGUCUGCUCAUCUCUCUGUUGGCCGCAGGGAGAGAGGAGGAUAAAUCUGUUGAUAAGAAGAGGGCAAAGGAAGACGCUCAGAAAUUUUUCGAUGCAGGUGAGGCACGCUGGGGAACUGAUGAGGCCGAAAUCAAUGCUAUACUUUGCUUGAGGAGCAGAUCUCAACUGAAAGAAACCUUCCAUGAAUUUGAAAAAAUUUCUGGGAAAAGCGUGGAAGAUUCCAUUCGUGCAGAAUGCAGUGGAACCCUACAAGAAGGAUACCUAGCUAUUGUUGAAACCACUAAAGACAUUGAGGGCUAUUUUGCCAGAAGACUCCACGAAUGUUUUGCUGGGCUAGGUACAAAUGACAGUCAUUUGAUUAGGAUAAUUGUGAGCAGAUGUGAGAUUGAUAUGGAUGAAAUUGCACAUGCCUACAAGUCUAAAUAUGGGAAAAAGCUGAGUGAUGAAUUAAAGAGUGAAUGUGGGGGAGACUACCUCAAAAUGCUCCUUGCUCUAGUAACACCACAAGAGUAAUCUCACCUCAAACCAUUUCAAUUUAUUUCAUUUUUUUAAAUUAAUACUUUCUUACUCAUGUUGAUGUUUCAAUUUAUUUUACAUUGGUAGAUGGGUCUUGUUUUGUUUUUCAAAUGUAUAAUAAUAAUAAGAAUAGUAGUCAAAUAAAUAAAACAAAAGCAUUUGUACUGAAAAUAGCAUAAUCAUAACAUUUUAGGUCAUCUUUGAAUGUUUUAAAUGUUUAAAUUUUUAGAUCACCAUAAAAUUCAUUCCUAGUUAAGAAAAGUAUUUUCUUUAGGCUUUCUUUGCAUUUAUUACAUAAUAACAAUUAACUGUCUUGUAUACAAAUGGAUCGUUUAACUUAAACAGUACAGCAUUGUCACUACUUCAUCCCUGAUAUAUCCACCAUUUGUGCAGCACUUUAUCAAUUCUGACCAGUAUUUCAACAAGAAAAAAAGCACCAGUAUUGUUUUAGUUUCUCAGGUUUAGCAAGUUUUUGCUGUUUUGUUACCUAACGGAAAAUCUCAUUUUGAAAAUUAAAUGCAUCCAUUCAAGUAGAACACUAAUUAUGCCCAUCAGUCAUUACAAUUAAAUAUUGUUAAAGGGCAUUUUAUUUUUUGCAUUACAUUUAUAAGAAAACAGUACACAUAACCUUAAAUAUUUAAGCAUAUUUUUUUUUACAUGCUGUAGAUAAUCUGAUUGUGUUCUUUGUACUUUACUGAUCUGCUUAAACUUAGAACAUUCUUUUUCUUGUGAUCCAUAGCCUGGUGUUUGUUUACUGGAUGUUAGAAUACAGUUGUUUAGCACAACAAAUAAUCAUUUAUUUUCUGUUAUUUGUAAUUAGGAAAUUUACCUAGUUUUUUUUUUUAAAUAAAUUAUCUUUCAACUGUA
Messenger RNA from Physella acuta, 1944 nucleotides. Its product is annotated as annexin A4. Lineage: Eukaryota; Metazoa; Mollusca; Gastropoda; Physidae. Gene Ontology annotation, molecular function: calcium-dependent phospholipid binding; calcium ion binding; phosphatidylserine binding. Gene Ontology annotation, cellular component: nucleus; cytoplasm; vesicle membrane. The record is from RefSeq and is a predicted model, not a curated record.